Saccostrea cuccullata (small rock oyster) is the source of this 1761-nucleotide messenger RNA. RefSeq names its product heat shock 70 kDa protein 12A-like. Bases 1 to 1725 code for a protein of 574 amino acids. The record is from RefSeq and is a predicted model, not a curated record. The transcript is spliced from 4 exons. Gene Ontology annotation, molecular function: ATP-dependent protein folding chaperone; ATP binding. NCBI's taxonomy places the organism in Eukaryota, Metazoa, Mollusca, Bivalvia, Ostreida, Ostreidae.
AUGGCUACCUCGCUAAAUCCUCAAGAUUUUCUCGUUGUUUCUGCAAUAGACUUUGGAACGACAUAUAGUGGGUAUGCUUUUUCUUUGCGCGAUUCUCCAAAUGACCUCUAUUCCCCACAGACAUGGUAUGCAGGUGGUUCUACUCUUGCGUCAUUGAAAACUCCUACGUGUAUUCUUUUGAAAGAGAACCAAUCCUUUGACAGUUUUGGUUACGAAGCUCAGAACAGAUAUGCUACUCUCGCUGAAGAUGGAAAUCAUCAGGACUAUUAUUUUUUUCAACAGUUCAAAAUGACUCUACAUAAAAACAGGUCUCUAUCAAGAGGAACUAUAUUAGAAGAUAUAACAGGCAAGGCCCUUCCGGCAAUGUUGAUAUUUUCCCUUUCUAUAAAUUACUUCAAAGACCAUAUUUUGCAAUCACUAAGGGAUAGGAUACCAACGAUCUGCCUUGAAGAUAUUCGGUUUGUUCUCACUGUUCCGGCUAUUUGGGAUGACAAUGCGAAACAGUUUAUGAGAGAAGCAGCUAUUAAUGCUGGAAUAGAUGGUCGACGAUUGAUUCUUGCCUUGGAACCCGAAGCAGCUUCUUUCUAUUGUAAACAGCUGCCAGUGGAAAAGCUACCCGGAGGAGAAGGCUUUACAGAAGCACCGGAUGGAACAAAAUAUCUUAUUGCAGAUAUAGGAGGUGGAACUGCUGAUUUUUGUGUGCACCAAAAAGUCUACAAGGAAAAAAUUAAGGAGAUACACAGAGCUAGCGGGGGAGCGUUUGGAGGGAUAUAUGUUGAUACAGAAUAUGAAAAGUUCAUUUUGAAGGCAUUUGGUUCACAAAGUCUACAGCAAUUAAAAAUCAAAGACAUGUUCGAUUUUCUUGAAAUUAUGCGUUCUUUUGAGGUUAAAAAGCGUGAUGCUAAUCUUCAACAGGUGGGGAACAUCGUUAUUAGAAUACCAGUUAAUCUUGUUGAAGUAUCCAAAUCCCAGAUCACUGAUCUUGGAAAACACAUCGAAAAACAGUUUGGACACGAUGAAGUUUCUGUUAGUGGAGAUAAACUAAAAAUGAAAAGGGAUUUAUUUAAUGCGUUUUUCAGCAAGUCGAUAAAUGGCAUAAUUAAUCAUAUUAGUGACAUCCUUCGGAAAUUCCCUGACAUAAGAAUGAUUCUUCUUGUUGGUGGUUAUGCUGAGAGCCCUAUCCUUCAAACAAGAAUGAAAAAUAGUUUUAAGGAGCAAAUAUUGAUAAUUCCCCAGCAAUGUGGCAUGGCAGUUGUAAAGGGUGCAGUUCUGUAUGGCCAUAAACCAGAAUUGAUUUCUUCUAGAAUUUUGAAAUACACAUAUGGCGUUAAUCACAAUCUAACUUUUGAUCCAAAACAGCACCCUGAGGAAAGGAAGUACAUAAACGAAGAUGGGAAAGAGAAAUGUCAUGGAACUGUUAAAAAGCUUAUUUCUAGAGGAACCUCAGUUAAAACAACUGGUGAAGUCAAAACAGUUACAGCAGCACCUUAUGAAAGAUCUUCAAAAUCAUUGACUACGAAGGUUUACUUCUCUAAAGAGGAAGAUCCUACAUUUACCGACCAGUGUACUUUACUCGGAAAAGUUGAACUGAAGUUGCCACCGUAUGCAGGCAAAAGAAGGGUCGUACAGGAAUCAUUCACAUUUGGCCAGACAGAGAUUUCUGUAACAACUACGUUUUUAGAGACCGGUGACAAAGUGGAGGCUUCUUUCGACCUUUUAGAGUAAAAGAUUAAAACUUGCAGGCUAAACAUGUUGAUGAUA